UGUUUAAUAUAUACACACCCAAAAGAAAUGGUGUUUUGGUCCUUUCCACCGACCUCUAAGCAACUCAAAUUCACUCUCUCCGGCGUCGUCGCCGGCGUUACUCUCAUCGCCGCCGGUGCAUAUCUUUCCUUUUCCAACAUUGCCCCUCAACAAGCUCGAGCUAAGGCCCGAAAAGAUUACAUCAAAGCUCGACUCAAACAGCUUGUACAAGAUUAAAAUCAACUUCACUGUUUACUACUUGUAAAGAGUUUGAUUUAGUGUGUGCAAAUUUGAGCUUUUUCUCAGAUUUUUUGCUUGCUCUUGCUCUUGGAGAUUAUGCUUGCAUUUUGGCUCUUCAAUUGAACUUUCUACGUUUCAUCAGCAAAUGGUUCAUGUUUAUGCAGUGUAUCCAGUACUAUAUUUUGGAAGCAAAUGCUGCAUUGUCUGCGGCAGCUAUCAUUAACAGCAACAACUAACUGCUCAUCUCCAUCUUUGGAAGGUGGCGUAGCUGAUGAUAACACAGCAAGUUCCCAACCUUCACCUACCGUUAACCUAUCACGAGCAUAUACCCUUGCAGUGAAAACUUCUUCUUACGGCGAGAUAUGGUCCAAGGUCCACCAUGAGGUCCCUUCUGACCUUAGUGUGGAGGUAGCACAAGUUGAGUUCCAGGAGGAGCCGCUGCAACUAGAAGAUAUCCUUAAACCAAAUCAUGAGUGUGUUCAAGAGGCACUUUUGCAUAUAAAACCAGAAGCCCUAAACCUACUUAUCGCUAAGUACUUGGAUGACAGUGAGCAAACCGCUCGUCUCUGUAUCAGUUUCUCUCAAAGUGUAAACCAAGCUCGACGUUUGUAUGCUCCCAUUUGUAGGCUGCUCGAUGUCCUUCCCCAGGAAAUGGAGUCUACUGGACAUUCCCUUUCGCAAGCUCAAUGCAAUUGGGCAUUUGACAUCUUCCUCCAAUUUGACAGUCUCAGCAAUCCCUUUCCUAUACAUGACACCCAUAACUUCAAUGAUAUGCGUCAUUGUUACUUAGAGCUAAAGCGUGAGCUUGACCUGCUUUUACAAAAGUCACGUUCAAAGGUCCAACUUCUCCGUCAUGCUACCAAAGGCUCAGUCGUAUGUUUAGUUGCAGCUACUAUUGGAGUGGUCAUAACAGCUGUAGUUAUAGCUUCUCAUGCUUUUGUCGCCCUUGUAGCAGCCCCGGCGUGCACUGCUUGCAUCCCUUCAAAAAUGGCAAAAAAAGAACUGGUCCAUCUGGCGCAACUGGAUGUUGCAACAAAGGGUAUCUUUUUCCUCCACAAUCACUUAGAAACAGUAAAUUGUUUGGUGGGCCGAUUAUAUGAUGCAGUGGAGUUCUACAAGCGUCUUGUUCGCUUUGCACUAGAGAGAGGAAAAGACCGAUACCCUAUCCAGGAGGUAGUGAAGCAACUUCACAGGAAACAUAGCAAUUUUUUGGAAGAGCUUCUGGGACUUGAGGAGCAUUUGUGCCUAUGUUUUGCUGCAAUAAAUAAGGCCAGAGGCCAUCUUCUCAACUAUCUCCUUCAGCAAAAUCAGGAUCCUGGGUAAUUAUACUUGUAUGAUACUGCAAGAAUCCUUCAUUUGUUUUAGGCACCUUUUUUUGUUUUCUCCUCUAGAUAUCUAAUUUUUCUGGCAUAUUUAACUUGCUUUUUUGAAUUUUUAUCUGUGCUAAAUGAACCCAUCAAUGGCAAACCAAAAUGUGAUAUAUUGACUCUUGAAGCUCAUUUUGUCGAAAACAUCAAUGACAACUACUCCUUCCGUCCCA
Solanum pennellii is the source of this 1759-nucleotide messenger RNA. Its product is annotated as UPF0496 protein At3g19330-like. Bases 412 to 1542 code for a protein of 376 amino acids. The record is from RefSeq and is a predicted model, not a curated record. Lineage: Eukaryota; Viridiplantae; Streptophyta; Magnoliopsida; Solanales; Solanaceae. The transcript is spliced from 3 exons.